UGCGAACCUUUUUUUUCGCUCGACCCCAUCACCGCCUGUUUAUCACAGCUGCCACUGCGGGCAACCGCCUCUUCGCCACCGCAACAUACCAACCAAACAGCUUCAAGGCUCGAAAGUUAUCCAGCAACAACAUGUCCUGCAAAACCAUCAGCGCGGCAAAUGUCGCCGAGUCCUUCAUCUCCGAGCUUAAGCAACAGAUCACAGCCUUGGAAACGAAACCAUUACUCGUCGCGUUCCUUGCCAAUGAGGACCCCGCUGCCGCCAAAUAUGCCGAGUGGAGUGCAAAAACGUGUGCAGAGACCGGGCUGAGGUUCGAGUGUAGGCGAUGCCCACGAACGGAACUGGAGGACCGCCUCAUUGAAGCGAAUGAGGAUAAGAAUGUUCACGGGAUUAUGGUCUAUUAUCCCGUCUUUGGCGGAACACAGGAUGGAUACAUACAAAACAUCGUGAGCCCGCAAAAGGAUGUGGAAGGCCUCUGUUUCAAAUACAGAUAUAACAUGUACCACAACGUGCGAUACCUGGAUAAGGAAAAUACCAUCAAGUGCAUACUUCCAUGCACGCCAUUGGCAUUGGUCAAGAUCCUAGAAUACAUCGGCGCAUACAACAAGAUACUCAACUACGGCGACCGUCUCCACGGCAAGACCAUCACCAUCAUCAACCGAAGCGAGGUCGUAGGUCGUCCAUUGGCGGCUCUUCUCGCCAACGACGGCGCCAAGGUGUACUCAGUCGAUGUCGAUGGAAUCAUGGAGCUGCAUAGAGGACAAGGGUUGCAUCUGAAGAAGCAUGAGGUCUUCGAAACAGACUGCACCCUCCCCGAAGCCCUCUCCCGCUCCGACAUCGUCAUCACCGGCGUCCCGUCCCCCACCUACAAGCUCGAAACCGCACAACUCAAAGACGGCGUCAUCGCCGUCAACUUCUCCACCGCCAAAAACUUCCAGGACGAUAUCAAGGGCAAAGCGUCCAUAUACGUGCCCUCGGUCGGUAAAGUCACUGUUGCGAUGCUGCAGAGGAAUCUGUUACGGCUGUUUGAGUAUCAGACCAAGGUGAAGAUAUGAUGAGGAUCGUGGGUGGGACUGGUUCAUAUCAUAGACAUAAUAC
Fimicolochytrium jonesii is the source of this 1098-nucleotide messenger RNA. RefSeq lists its product as uncharacterized. Gene Ontology annotation, biological process: purine nucleobase biosynthetic process. The transcript has 6 exons. The record is from RefSeq and is a predicted model, not a curated record. Lineage: Eukaryota; Fungi; Chytridiomycota; Chytridiomycetes; Spizellomycetales; Powellomycetaceae. Gene Ontology annotation, cellular component: cytosol. Gene Ontology annotation, molecular function: methylenetetrahydrofolate dehydrogenase (NADP+) activity; methylenetetrahydrofolate dehydrogenase (NAD+) activity. The coding region runs from base 132 to 1055 and encodes 307 amino acids.